Messenger RNA from Magnusiomyces paraingens, 2685 nucleotides. RefSeq lists its product as uncharacterized. Gene Ontology annotation, cellular component: cullin-RING ubiquitin ligase complex. The coding region runs from base 1 to 2685 and encodes 894 amino acids. The record is from RefSeq and is a predicted model, not a curated record. Gene Ontology annotation, molecular function: ubiquitin protein ligase binding. The transcript has 2 exons. Lineage: Eukaryota; Fungi; Ascomycota; Dipodascomycetes; Dipodascales; Dipodascaceae. Gene Ontology annotation, biological process: ubiquitin-dependent protein catabolic process; protein ubiquitination.
AUGUCUGGUUCAUCAGAGAGUCGCAAGCGACGAUUUGAUCAUGGCGAUGCCAAAGAUAAUUCGAUAAAUUCGUAUAUUACAAAAGAAUUAUCUCCAUUUACUCUUCAAAGCCAGCAUCCACGGGCGAAAAGCUUAUCGUCUAGCGAAUUCAAUGCUGCUCUUUCAGAUUUCCCGGAGCCCAGACAAAACAAUGAGGAUAUUACAAAUUAUGUUCCUACAUCUACAGUGUAUAAGCCAUAUUCGGUCCACUUUGGCAAUGUGACCACGUUCCAAUUUCAAAAAGCAAGUGAUAUAAUCAUAAGAGUCAAAACGGUACCAUCGCCUGCUUCAGAUCCUGAUCAAAAUAAGCAAAAGGUUGAAAAAUAUGUUGAAGAAAAGACCACGAUAAUUUUAAAUUUUUUCUCGGAAAUAUUUUCUGUUCAACUCUUAUCUCAAGCAGAACAAAUUUUCCAAAGAUGCACUACUAAGUUUAUAGCGACACCGGAACAAGUCACCGAGUAUGUAACAACCAUUAGUCGGCUAGGCAAGGAUCGCCAACGGGUGCUUUGGAACGCCAUUUUAAAACAAAUAAAUAAGGGGAUUUCUGUUUGGGGGAAGACUUUACUAGAUGAGGCAGAGUCGUUAAUGAAAACUCCACAAAAACUUAAUGAAGCAGAUGGCUACGAAUUUGCCAAUCUUUUUAUGCAGCAUAUUGAAUCUAUUGAAUACGUGAUUCAACACCUAACCUAUGAGUUGCACAUGCUUAGCACGCUUUAUCUGCAGAAAUACCAAAAACAAAAGACAAUAUCUUCAAUAUGUAACGAUAUAUAUGCGGAAUAUCUCAGGUUCCCCAAGGUCAAAGAGGCCCUUGUUAUAAAUCUACGCAGAAUUAUGCUUCAUGCAUUCCUUAAGGAAUAUGGGCCUUGGGACGUUUUUUCAAGAGUUUUUGAUAAUUUGCAAGCCUUGGCACCUGAUGUAUACUUGGAGCUUACUGAAGGCAAAAUGAGCAUUAGCACCUAUGAACCUGAAGUGAUUAAUUGGAUUUUACACAACAGGAUGAAAAACUUUAAAGAGAAGAUACUUUGCAAGCGCAUAACAUUGAUGCUCAAGGAAAUUGCAGAAAACAGGUCUUUUGGAAUUAAGCAAUCUAUUGGGAAAAUGUUUCACUUGAAAACAAUACAUGCUGUGUUGGAUGAGUGGGAUAGCAAGUUACUCGAAGAUCUUGCAAGAUGUUUUGAUCCUGAUUUCAAUAAUUCUUUGACGGUUUUGAGCCAGACUUUUGAGAUUUAUGCACGAACAACAUAUUUCUCCGGGUUUUUAGAAACAAUACGUCUCACAAUUGAAGCUCGGUUGAAGGGGAUAGUAGAUAAUAUCAAGGGGAAAGAGGACCUUGUGGUGGCGUUAUCCAAACUGCGCAAGGUUCUUGACUCGUUUGUAAACCUUGAGUCGACAUAUCAUGAUGACGAAGAGCUAUCUUCUCGCGCAAAAGACAUGCGAAUGGCAAUUAAUUCAGCAUGGAAGAAUGUGGUUAAUUCGUCAGAUACUGAUGACUACAUUGUAGAAAGUCUUGCGUUUUAUGUGGACAAGGCACUACGUGAUAAGAAUUGGAGUGAGAGUGAUUUGCGGGAAAGACUUACGAUUACCAAAAGCAUAUUUCGACACCUGGACAAUAGCAAGGAGCUAUUUUGCAAGUAUUACCAGCGUGACUUAUCGCGACGAUUGCUACAAAGUCGCUCGUAUCACAAAAAUGAGGAGCAACAGAUGGUUGAAAUGCUUAAUAAGGAGGUAGGGAAGAAGGAGACUGAGCAUUUGGAAAAGAUGCUGAGUGACAUUGUUCAAUCGCAAGCGCUGACUGAACAGUUUGCAGAGCUCAAUUUGAAGGAUGACGAGACACCAAUCCCAAUUACAUUUGAAGCCAAGGUACUUACUGAAUCACACUGGCCGAUGAUCCACGAGACUGUAAUUAAUUUACCGCCACAGAUGCAGAAGCUGCAGGAUAAGUUUGAAAAGUUUUACUUGGGUCAGCACAAAUUCCGACGGAUACGCUGGAUUCCAGCCCGUAGCAUGUGUCUCAUCCGGGCCCAGUUUGAUGUGGGUGUCAAGGAGUUGAACGUGAACUUGUACCAGGCGGUAGUGUUGCUGCAGCUAAAUGACAAUGGAGAAGGUAGGGCAGAGCAGCGUCCAAAGUUGACGUAUGCCGAACUGCAGAAACAAACAGGGCUAAGGCCUGAGGAGUUGAACCCAGCGCUGUUGUCAUUGUCACAUGGCAAGGUUCCAGUGCUGCUGCACGAGCAAGAGAAAUCUGGAGAAGGUAUUACGGACACUUUCAAGCUGAGUACUGGAGACGUGUUUAGCGUGAAUGUGGGGCUCAAAGAUAAGACGGUGCGACUAAACUUGUAUUCAUACAAUUCAAAGCAGUGGCUAAGUCGUGGGGGGAAUAGCACUGAGGCAGCAUCUGAGCGUGCGCAGUUCAAAAAUGAGAUUCGGUUGGAUCGUAAUCUCGGAGUGCAGGCUGCGGUGGUUCGUGUGCUCAAAGCUCAAAAGAUAAUGUCACAUGCUGACUUGUUUGUAAGUGUGACACAGCAAACAGUCAAGCAUGGGGCCGUGACAAACGAGCAGUUUAAACGGGCGAUAGAAGAUCUUAUUAACAAUAACUUUGUGGAACGAGAUCAGAAUGAUCCAGAUGUUUAUCAAUAUAUAUCAUAA